GCCCACUCCAUUAUCAAUAGAACGUUACAGAUCAAUUCCGAUGGAUACUUACUGAAACUUAAGUUGUCUCUCGUUAAUGCGAAAUUAACUAUAAAAUUGACAGGAAUUAUGGUAAAAUGUACACUUUUUUAAAUUUCAUCUGUUCAAUCACCAUAUACCAUUAAAUGCGGAUGGUCACUUUAAUAAAUAUUUUUUUAUCUUAGAUAAAAUAAACAACUCCUGCUUGUUUGUAUUGAUUAGAUUUAGCUACAGUCAUGGAACCAAGAAAGUUUGGCUUUCUCAACAGAACAACAUCUGGAAGUAAGACCCUGUUGAAAUUCACCGCUAAAACCAACAUGAAGAAACAUGCUCUGUGUAAAAAUGAUAUUGCAUUGAAUACCCUAAUUGAAACUACAGAAACAACGGCAUUAAAUUCAAGUGAGAAAUCAACAUCGGCAGCAACAUCAGGUUCAGGCGACAGCGCAUUAAUAUCUCCACAAAGUUCUACUUCGACCAGUUUUAUAAUCAGUUCAAUGAAUAGUUCCACAAUGAAAAGCGCAAAAAAUAUAAAAUCCUAUAAUUAUGGAAUCCCUAUUGGAGUAUCGGUUGCCACCUUCCUAAUAAUUAUUGGUGCUGUUAUAGCAGUUAUUUUAACAAAGAGACGAGGGAAAAUGCCGAUCGUGUUUUGUAACAUCUUUUCAUCUGAUAUAACGUCAAAAUGCACAAUGGAUACAUCCUUAAUCGUCAACAAUGUAUAUGAAGGCCAUUCUGAUUCUCCUUAUGAACAGAUUGAUAAGGUAUUACCGCGAACAAGCAAUGUCGCAGUAAAUGAUGUGCAGGAAGACAACGAAAAUUAUGCACAGGUUAGCUUUAAUCUUAAACAAAAUGCAACUAAGACAAUUGGUGACAUGGCCGAUAUAGGAUUAGAGCAGGAUAAAGGGGCGUAUAACACAUUGAAGUUGCAUGUAAAAUAAGGAGAUAGCUUUGACGCUACAUACGAUACAGUAGAGAAAGCAGCUAUGAAGCUGAAAACCCAACAUGAUACAGUGAACAAAUCAGAUGAAAAGUUAACAAUUAAAGAAACAGAUGAAAAUCCAUACAAUCAUUUAAACGAAAAACUACUGAAAGACUGCAAAACAGAUAAUGCCUAUGGUGUAACGCAAGAUAUUAAAAAAAAGGAAUAUAAUGGAUAUUCUAGAACAGGUCAUGAAAAGUGUCUCAAGGAUGAUGAAGACAUGAACAAUUAUACAAGCAGACUACAGGUUGAUAAAGACACGUUCAAUCAAUCAAGCAUACUUCAGGAUGUUGCAUCUACGUACAAUCAUAAAGACACGAUUCAAGAUGUUAAAGACACGCACACUCAAACAAACAUGCUUCAGGAUGUUGAAGACACGUACAAUCAUACAAAGGCACUUCAAGAUGUUGAAGAAACGUACAAGCAUGCAAAGAAACUUCUGGAGGUUGAAGACAUGCACGAUGAUACAAAAACACUUAAAAAUGUUGAAGACACGUUCAAUCAUACAAUCACACCCCAGGAUGUUUGAUGUAACGUACAAUCAUACAAACGCACUUCAGGAUUAUGAUGACACUUGUAUUCAUACACACGCAAUUCAGAAUAUUAAAGACACUGGAAAGCAUAAUUUAGGGUGCUUCAUGACAAGUGCAAUAACAGUAAGAUAUUUCAGUUUGUUGGAGACACAUUCAAAAAGAAAACUGACAUUGAUAUGUUUAUACACAUUUAAUAAAUAUACAAUUAUCUUCACGGUGUUGAAUACACUUAUUACUAUAUGAAAAGGAAUAGAUAAACUAAAUCAAAUAAAUGUGUUUAUAUUUACAGAUGGCAGAAUAUACCGGUAAAAUUUUUGCAUUUGACGUAUCGCUUGUCAUGGAAUGAUUCUAAAUUACAAAAUGAUUUCAAAGUAUACAAUUCCCCGUGCUGGUUAUAAAUUUAAACAUGCAACGGAUGCCAAUCAGUUAAGCAAAUUUUAACUUUUAAAUUAGUAUUUCUAAAGAAAAUACAGAUUUUUCAGAACAAAAUAUAUUAUGUAUUAAACUAUAAUAAUACUUUAAUAAUAUAAUGUAUCUUCCUUUUACAUGUAAACGUAUUUGCUGUACAUUUCAUCUUUUAUUAAUGUUACAUUUUAUACAAGUAAAGACAUUAUCCGGUGAAAUAUAUAUUUAUUGUUCUCUUCAUGUCUAAAGACAAUAAAUCCAUUUAGCUUUGGUCUUUUCUUCUUUCGAACUCUACAUAUAUUUAAAAUUUUCAAAAUUGGUCUAGUAGGUUAAAUGAUUCAAGCAGAGCCUCAUUGUAUAAAUAUAUUGCUAAUCAUGGUUUUCAGUCGUACUUAGAUAUUGUUGUUAUUAAUAAAUAUCGUAUCAAUUUGUCACGUUUACGCCUAUCUUCGCACAGAUUAUGUAUAGAGACUGGUCGGUGGACCAGGCCUACGAGCACACCAGUUAAUGAAAGGAAAUGUAAUAUAUGCAAUAUACUUGAAGACGAGUACCAUUUUGUCUUAGAAUGUUCUUUGUAUCAUGAUUUGAGAAAAUAAUUCAUCCCAAAAUAUUACUGGAAGCGACCAAAUAUGCAAAAAAUUAUAGAAUUGGUAAUGAACGGUAAAAAGCAAAUCCUUAAGAAUUUAUCAUUGUAUACUGAAAAGGCUUUUACUUUGAGAAAAACUGUAUUAUAUGGUAAUUAAUGCUUUGAAUGCUAAAAUUACUUCACUGUAAUAAGAAAUGCAGUAUUUAGUGUGUAUGCUUUCAUGUUAUUAUCGAUUUGAUAUGGUAUAUUUUUAUAUAAGUAAUAAUGUAGUGUAUGACGUGUUUGAAUAAUUAUACCCUAUUAUGUAAACCUCACUUUUUUAAAUGAGAUAAUAAUUGUUAAAUAAAAUGAUACCUUGUGUUGAAGUGUCACAACUUUCGUUUCGGGUGAUACUUCAAAUUAAGGGUGUAGUCACAUAUUAUACGCAUUUUAUGGGCUCAUCAUUAUUACGCUUUUAAGUUCAAUUCAAAUCAAAGUUUUACCACUUUAGUUCUUUCGUUAUUUGUCGGUAAAGCUGGAAUACUCAAACAGUUCGACAACAUUAAAAAAAAUAUAUAUAUAUAACAGCAAAUGCGAUUAUUAUACAAAAACAAUAUUCAAAACGUGUAAUUUGUUAGUCUCUAUUCUUAUGCAUGAUACGGUUUUUAUUCAGAAUCAGAAUUGUAUGGGUUUUUGAAGCAAAAUAGUUAUAUUAAUGAUUACAACAAUAUAUGAGUAGAUAAUAUAUGACACAUAAUUAGAUACUCUCACUAAUCAAAAAUUUGAUAAAUCAUAUUAUAAAUACGCCUCAGUGCAUGGGAGAUAACACAAAUUAAUGUGUAAUUUGCGUUUCAUGUAUAGUUUUGUCCCUUUUCUAUUGAAAUUUAUGAACACAUAUAUAUAAGAGACUAAA
This is a messenger RNA of Ruditapes philippinarum (Manila clam), 3410 nucleotides long. RefSeq lists its product as uncharacterized. NCBI's taxonomy places the organism in Eukaryota, Metazoa, Mollusca, Bivalvia, Venerida, Veneridae. Bases 255 to 953 code for a protein of 232 amino acids. The transcript has 4 exons. The record is from RefSeq and is a predicted model, not a curated record.